UACAUCUGUAAAUUUUUAAAAGAAAUUACAUUGAUCUCUCUUGUACUUGUUCAAAAGUAGUAAAAUAUCCAUUUAUAAUUUCAGUAUUAAAGUCUCGAAACUUUUGACGUCACUAGUCUAGAUAUGGUCGCUGUAUAGUUUAGUAAAUAUGGCGGCCGACACAGACAAACUAUGGUCCAUUCGAGAAGAUGGAUGUUUGUCAAUAGAUGUAAAUACACGUAAUGUUAUCUACAAUUCAUCGUUAAAUUCAGUUAUUUUAUCAAGUAAUGAUCAAACAGUUACUGUUUUAGAUGCUUUAUCUGGUGCAUUUUUGCAAAAGUCCGAUUUAUCUGGGCACAGGUGUGAUCUGUUAGAGUGUGUUUACCUACCAGAAAAAGAUAAAACUGUAUUCUGUGAUGGAUGUGCUUUAGGGGUUAGAGGGGAUCUGCAGGGCAUUUUACUCUUGGACACAGCCUUGCAAACUCCAAUUAAUAAACCAGAAGAUAUUGUUAAGAUAGAAUUACCUUUGGUUGAGGCAACCCAACUAAGAAAAACUCUAUUGUCAACUGAUCUUAGCAGCAAGGAAUUUAUUGAUGAAUUUACUAAAGAUUUGAGUCAGGGCAUUGAAAAGGCACAAGAGGCAACAAAGGGGAAUCAUAAAACAGCGAAAUGGGCAACAGUGUGUCUUCAAAUGCAGCACCUGAUACUCAAGUCUGUCUGUACAUCGCUAAUGGAGGAACUGACCAAAGCCAACCAAACUGGCCAGGGAUUUCCUGUGGCUUCAGCAAUUGUAGACCGCCUGGCUUUUCUUUUGCCUGGCAGCAGAAUAGAAAUAAUGAAGGAGCCAGUGAACAAAGCUUUAAUGUACAGUGAAGCAGCUAGAAGGGAGACUUUUGCAAACUGGCCACACAUGAAUUACAAAUGGGCUUUACCUGAGCAAAUGGCACAGGCUGGCUUCUUUCACCAUCCCAACCUUCAUGGGGAUGACCGUGCUAUGUGUUUUACUUGUAAUGUGUGUCUUGUGUGCUGGGAGCCAACUGAUGAACCAUGGUCUGAACAUGAACGUCACUCCCAGUCAUGUCCAUAUAUCAAAGGGGACUGUACACAAAAUGUUCCAUUGACUGUUACAUAUGCCACACAGCCUGCACAGUUUCAUGGGGAUUCUAAACAGAAAAUUGCUUGUCUAAGCUCAACAUUCAAUGAAGACUUUAUUGCAACAUCAACUAAGGAUGGUAAUAUUGUAGUCUGGGAUAUAAGUCAUAUUUUAAAGAAACAUAGUCAGUUUGAUAUUGAUAUUACUAAUGCACUGGUGGCUUUGAAAACAGGGCUCCAAAUAGAAAGACAAAAUCAAGCUUCAAAAAAAGAUACUGGUGAUCAAGAAAUGUUUGGAGAUGAAGAUGUGGAUGAGACUGUUGAUUCUGAAUGGCAGAAAGAAGAUAAACAGUCAAAAAAUGGAUCACACAGACCAUCUGAAGACUUGUUUGUGACUUCACUUUGUAUAGCUGAUGAAGCCAAAUGGAGAGACGAAGUCAUCUCCCCUAACCCAUCGAAACCUGUUACAAUACAUGAUGCUCAACUUUCACUUUUAUGUGGGGUAACUUUACGAAGGACUAAAUCUUUUGAGACUGGUGUAACUAAUUCACACUAUAGCAGGGAUGGUGUUAGUAAUUUAACAGUGCAGUUGAUGAAUGAGGUAAAUGAAGCAGUGAGCAGCGAGUCCUCUCUCUCAAGACUUAUAACUGAUGGACAUGAUUCAGAGGAGUUUGCAAUGCCAGAGAGUCGUUUGGUGCCAUACAUUAUUGUGGUCUCCUUAGUUGAAGAGGUCCAAUCAUCCAGUCAUGCCAGCCCAACCAAGCGCAAAAUUAACUUCUCACCAGGGCUGAGCAAAACUUCCAGCAGCAAAGAUGAUCUCUCAGCAUCUCCUGGUAUGCUGGCCAACAAUGCCGAUGAGUGGUCUCUUCACCCUUGGGAGGAUCCACUGGAUUCAGACUGUCAGAUAGUUGGUUACACUCCAGCACCUCCAAAAAAUUCUAGUUUGUUUAACCCUUCAUUUGUAGAUAGCCUUCAGGCUGAAGACAAGCAUAUAAAAAACUUAAGUCAACUUGUUCCCAAUGGCCCCAGUGAACUCUGUGAUAGUCUAGAUCCCAACUUCCCAGAGCCUUACUCUCCACUUAAACCCUUCACCUUUGCAGACUCUGAACCUGCAGCAUCAAUCAAACUUCCAGGCUUGUCCUCGUACACUAGCUACACCAGUGAUUCCAGUGCUGACUCAUUCAUUAAUACAAAUGGCCUCAAUAAAAGAGAGCCCCCAAAGAUAACAGGCAAUGUGAUUCAAUGUGUUGAAAUCCCGUUACCCUUCCAGAAAGAGCAAAUAGAAGUCAAAUCUAUUUUGCCGUCCAUAGACAAGCAACAUGUGAUAGUCAUUCUUUCUGCUAAGACUGGAUUUUUGGAAAGCUCAAUUCCUUUAACUUCAGCUGAAAGCAACAGUUCAUCCACACACGACAAGGCAAAUGGUUCUGGGGAAGGGUACUGUGGAGGUGGAAUUUUAGUGUACCGUUUGAAAACUGAAAAGGGUAGACUGUUGUUAGAAGAUGAACCAGUUGUAAUAUAUGAAGUGGAUACCCCUAGAAAUGUGAUAACAAGUACAUUCUUACUGCCUCUGGAUGUGGAGAACCAGGUUGAAGAUAGCCCAUCAGAAGGAAACCAUUUUUUAGAGCACCAAAGUAGUAGCAUCAGUAGUAACCCAGCUAAUGUGUCGGGUCAUAUAGUCAUAACCACAGCUUCAGGAGCAAUACAGAUAAUGUCAUUAGCGAAAUUAACAUUAGCUGCAGUUUUGGAGCCAGGGCCUAGUGAGAAAUACAUUUGUGUGACUUACUGUUCAGGAAUCGAACGUCUUUGUGCGUGUACAGAUAGUGGCAAGCUUCAGUUCUUUGAUAUUGACACUGUUGGUGACAGGAGAAAUUCAUUAAAUAACCACGACUUUAUAGACGGAAUUGAAUCUGGUAGAGAAGGCUCAGCUUGCAAAAAAGCUAAACUAGAUGAUGAUGUUGUAGACCAUCUUGGGACAGAAUCUUUAACCAGCCAACCUUUGACAGCAGAAAGUGUGACAAUGCUUCACAGUUUAAUCCAGUUUGAAAAUUUACUGCCAAGAUUUACUGCAGUGGUGCCACCUUGCUGGUCAGAGAUUCAACAAGAACAACAACAAAGGAGACAUCCUCAGCACCUUCAGCAGCAAGGGGAAUCUACUCAGCACACCAGAACAUGGAAGUUGACAGCUGACUCUGGGCAAACAUGGGAUGAGCACUUGUUAGAAAUUCUGCUACCCAAACCUUGUUCUGUGGGGCAUGUUGAUGUCAAAUUCUCAUUACAUCCUGGCGCAGUACAUCCAAAUAUUGAGCUCACUUUACUGAAGCAAAAUAUUGGCUCAAUAUUUUUACCAUCUGGUACCUUAAUCUCAGAUCCAUCCCACCCUAAGUCUUUGUCUGGAAGCAAGAACAACCUGUGUGAGCCCAAAGGGGAGGAAGAGGUAGUGAACAAUGUUCUGAAUCCAAAGUUUCUUGAGGUGCACAAUGCAGAAGUGCUGUGUGGUCCUAUCAAGCUGGCCAACUGUAUAGACCUGACUGGCACCGGUGGUCUCAUCACUUUAGCUAGUCCACAACUGCUCAACUCAAAGCCAAGGUCACUGCUACUACACAUCAAAGGUUUUGAAAACAGUCCACUGUCAAGACCUGUGGCUGUGAACAAAGAGAAAACUGAAUCUGAAAGAACAGCUUUAGAAAAAGCUAAAACGAAAAAGAAGAUACUCAAUUCCAUGUAUAAAAACAUGUUAGUUGAUGGGAAACAUAAAAACAUCAAAGGACUUUUUGAUAGUGUAGCUCAAGCCUCCAAUGACAAAUCUACCUCCACAACCAAGCAGAAGUUGACUGAUGCAAAAGGCUGCGAUUGGCUGCAAGAGCUGUCAGUGACCAUACGUGUGUUUAAGAAAACUUCAGUUCGGAAUGAAAAACAUUUGCGAAGCUCUAUGAUUCAGGACCCAGUUUUUCACAAACGCUUGAUUAAAUUGCUUAUGACCUCACCAUCAGAUGUUGGUUCCUUGAAUGUCAGUGUGGAACAUAUGCAGAAUAUGUCUCUUGAUAUUCUUAUAUGGAUUUUAGCAAUGCUAAAGAAUGAUGUUGAAAAACGGGGCUGUGAAAGAGUUUUGAUUGAAUCAAUACAGAAUGAAUUGAAAGAAAUUGUGAAAUCAUGUUACAUCUCUGGAACACGCACCACUGCUCAUAAAUUUUCAAGACUUUUGGCACUUUGUAUAGAAUUUUCCAAGUUGUCAACAGAACCAGAAGUGGCUCACAAUUUCAGUCUCUCUUUGAUGUAUGGGUUGUUGGAUUGCUUUCCCUUAUUGCCACUGUGUUUCUCUAGUGGGGCACUGAGGUGGUUCUUCACGCUGCUCAACAGAGUCAAAUGCAUGGACAUGGAACUGGUUGCUCAGAAGUCCUGUGAACUUUUGUUGGCUAUUUCAGAACAGUAUAGCCAGAGGACUCAACUGCAGCAUGCCCUGCUUAAAACAAGAUACGGACUAUAUGGAAAUCCUUUUGAACCAGAAUUGUUUGACAUGGACUUGGGUGGCACAGCAAAGUCCAGCUCAUUACCAUCAGGUAGUGCUACCCCCACUUCUAUCUUCAACAAUGUUAUCAAGACAUCUGCAGCAAGUAGCAGUACUUCCAACAAUAAAGAUCAACAUGACCUGUAUGAUAUGUUACUGUUUUCAAGUGAAAAAAUGAGCAAACAUAAUUCUGAUUUUCUUCAAAGUGACAUCUUGGGGUUGCUAGAGGUGGAACCACUUCAUUUCAGAUGUCAUGCUACAAGUGAUGGAACACGUAUGGAGCGAAUGGAUGCUACAUCAGCCUCUGGUGGUCCGGCUGCCUCCACCAGUGCAUUCAAUGCAGGGCCCACUCAUCUCAUGCCUUAUCAGCCUCCUAGCAUGGUUGGGGAUGAAAGUAUGCUGCCAAUGCUUGGUGGUGACAUUAAUGCCUAUCUGGCACAAUCUGCAGGACCUAAAUUGUCUAAUGCUAUGACUGCCAUAGAUGAGAGUGGAUUAAAAAAGAAGUCCUUUGUAAAUCCAACUUCCAAGAUGUAUGGAGCUAAGAUACUUCAACCAUUGCAAUGUCCAGUGCAAAUUUUGUCAUUGUCUGGACAGCAGCAACAGAAAGAGGGACUACAGCAAUCUCAGAAACCAGGUCCCCAGAAACAGUUUGCCUUUCCUCAGAUUCAAGGCCUCCUUCAGGCACCCCCACCACAAGUGCUUGUGAUAGAGAGAAUGCAUUCAGGUGCAAGGCGUUUUGUAACAUUAGAUUUUGGCAAGCCUAUAGUUCUCACAGAUGUUGUAAUACCAUCAAGUAUGGAUUUGGCAUCUCUGUCUAUUGAUGUUUGGGUUGAAGGGGAAGAAAUUGAUGGACAACGACUUGUAGUGGCUUCCGACAUUAAGGAAAGAACCUUGGUGAUGAAUAACAUCAUGCCAGCUCCUGUCUGUCGCUAUCUUAAGAUAACAACUGUUGGCAGAUACAGUGGUGGCACAACAAGAUCUCGCAUACCUUUAGGUUCUUUUUAUGGUCACACCUACAUCUUGCCCUGGGAGUGGCCUAACAGUCAUGCUAAGAGCCAAGCUUCAUGUGGACAGUCAGCAAAUAGUUCUGUUCCCUCCAUGCCCACCAAAGAAAUGACUGGAGGCCAGUCUGAGGCAUCUAAGGUCUCCAGUCCAUGCGAGAUAACCAGUCAGGGCUCUUUGUUUUCUCAGCUGGCCCUGUUUUUGUCUUUACUGGAGGAUCUGCAAUGCAGGUUCAACUUGGCUAAAACUCGUCUGGAAUCGUUGUUGAGUGCUGUGGGCAGCAGUCAGUUUGCCUCGUCUCAUGUUGAGUAUUAUUUAAAAAGAAACAACUCUGGAAAACUAGGAGAAGAAGAUUAUCCGAUUUUACAAGCAUACAAUGAGUGUUUACAACUGCAGCUUCAACUAAAUUUAGCUCAGCGAGCAAUACGUAGGUUGCAAACAUCUCUUGCAAUUUCAGUUGAAACUCUAGAUGAAUCUGCCAGCACUGCAACUCUUUUAGCUCAGGCCACUACUGACAAGUUACGAGUCAUUCUGGAAAAUCUUCUGGAUACACUGCUGACUUCCACUGUGGCCAAUCCUGCUAUUCCUCACCCUCCCACCACAUUGUAUUCAGCACUAUCUCCAGAUCAGGCUCAGACUCUCUUUCAAACUUUGUGCAUUAAUGGUACUCAGCGCAUUCAGGUGUCAGCAGGCUUACUGUUGGUCAGAGUUUGUGGUACUCAGCCAUGGUGGGGCCAGUUUCUGGGCAACAUGCUGCAAGAAUUUUUCCAUGCCCAGUAUCCUCAGGUUUCUCCACUGGACAGAGUGUUUGUGCUGCUGAGUGCCUUAGGGCAGAAGUCAUUAGGUGGUCCCAGUGCCCUCCAGAUAUUAGACAGUCUGUUAUCAAUGCUAACAUCUAUAUUGAAACCUCUCUUGAUGACAGACACUGAACAUAAUGCUUCUAACCAAACUCAUUUGGACCUGUCAUUGAUAAGUUGGGUACUUUUGUUUCUGUGCCGAAACAUGGAUAAUCCAUCUACAAUAGUCACUUCAAACACUGAUGAUACAGAAAAAGGAGCAAAAAGAGAGAAAGAUGUAGGCACCAUCAACAACAGAUGGGCUUUCAUAGAGAGUCAGUGGUCACCUUCAUUGUCAGGAGGAGCCAGAGGAAAGUUCUAUCGCAGAGGGCUUCAGAGAAAGCUAACGUUUAGUAGAUUCAAACAUGAUAAAGUAAAAAAAGCAUCUGCCAAGCUUUUCUUGAAAAGCAAGUUAGAACAACGAAGCAAGGGUGAAACAGAUUUGAAAGAGGAUGAUAUUGAACUAGAUCAGCCUAUUGUAUUAUCCAGAGAUAAAUGUUUAGCAGUGGUCAGAGGAUUGAUGGCUCUUUUGUUAAGCAUGGAUUUCACUUGCCGUGUGGAUUUAUUUUUAGUGGCUUGCAAGGUUUUGGCCAAAAUUUGUGUAGCCUGCAGACCACCAAUCAUUUUGGUUGAAUCAAUGAAACAGGAACAACUUGAGCAACUCAUUCUCCUAAUAGUUGACACAGAGUUUAAUCAUGACAACUUGACCUGGGGGGGUCCAUGGGCUGGCCAUGCAAUCACUUGUUUACUACAGGAUAUUUUAGAAGGUGAGAAAAAUUGUCCAUCUAGUCCAGAUGACUCUGAAGCAGAUAUCUCUGAUGUUGACGAUGCCAUGGCUUAUCUGCAUUGGUUGAAGAAUGAAGGCACACUACUGAGCUCAGAGCAGCAGAGAGGAAACAAAAAAGUUCGAGUAAUGCUAGUGGAACAGGUGAAACAAGUGCUUAAAACUAAGCCUGAAUAUCAAGAGUUUUUAAGGAGAGACUUCAUGGCUGGCCUGCUUUGUUUGGCUGAUAAGGAUGAGCCUACUGAUCUAGCAGCUUUGUUCCUCAAUAAGAGUGACAAGGACAAGUGUAAGUGGAACAAGUUCUUGGAACAAGUCAGUAAACACCAGACUAAGAGUCCUGGGGAAGUGUUCAGCCCUUCUUUGUAUUCCUCGGCAGCUCCUGAGUACCUGAUGGAGCAAGAUGGACCAACAUUUUCUCUGUCUAAACUUUUAGAUGACAGUUUUGAUGAUGUUGAGCUGCCUGGGACAACUGUUACUCCUGGGGCUAAUUUGAUCAAAGUCACUUCAUGCUACCAAGCUGGAAGUUUAAAACAUCUUCUUAGCUUCCAGCAAAAGUUAAAUGACCAAAUUGUACCUACUUGUGUGUCAUCAGUUAGUCAUAGUGUCUCCACAGCACUGGAUGCCAGGCUUGAAUAUGGUUUGGAAACUAUGCCUGAACAUAGACUUAAGGUAAUGCAGUCUGUACAUAGCACCAAUAUACAAUCUGCUUUUUCUUCUUCACUGCCUUCACCCCCAGCUGGAUGCGCUGUGAAUAUGGACAUAAGAAAUGAUGAGACAGAUUCUUUAUUUGUGAGACUAGAUUUGGAAGCUUCACCAUUAUCCUCUGUUGAAAUGCUGAGCCAGUGCUUUGAAAGAAUGUUUGCCCAGCUUAGAACUGGUCGUGUGAGCCUUGAGGCCAUUCUUCAACUAUGGCUGAGACUCAACGAAGAUCAACUUCCUUUUGAAGGUGCUUCAGCAUCUAGCACUGCUGCUGGGGCAACCAAUAGCCAUGCAUUUGAUCCCACUAGACAACCAGUCAUUACUCUGAGUGAGAAUGCAGUAGCUUGUCUCAUAGAGGUUAGUGUUAUGAUGCCUUGUCUGCCUGUGAGGACCUGGGUCUAUCUACUGCAGUCUUUAUGUCUUCUGACCAAUCAGAGACAGACCAAUGCUCAAGGGGUGGAGUUUUCAUUAGCCCCUUGCAUCUUGAAUGACUCCAACCUAGCUCCAUUGCUGAUUAAGUUUUUGUCAAGCCAUCCCCCUGGUGGGACCCAAAACCACCAGGUGGGCCCAGCUGCUGUGAAAAUUUUUGGUGACUUGUUGUGUAGACUCCAAUGUAAAUCUAUAGAAGUCAGCGGUCAGAGAUUCAAAGAAAUGUUGUUGAAAAUUGUUUAUAAUCUCACUGCUGAAAGGGGUGCUAUUUAUCACUGUUCUGGGCCAUUAGAUGCACAAGUCAAAUUCUUAGAAAUGCUGGCAGAUAAUACAUUUGUGUCUGUGGAUGUUAGCAAUGCAUUGAGUGUCAUUCAAGCUGCUAGUAGCUUGGUCUUUCAACAUUUGUCCUUGCAAGAUCAGGUUGUGUGCAAAACUAGUCAUGAUACAUCUGUUAGUUCCAGAUCCUGCUUUGGUAGUCUGGUAGCAAGCUUAUCCCGGCACUCUGACAACAGGCCAGGAAUGUCAGAUUCCUUGAGAGACCAGCUUAUGUAUUUCCUUAUGCAACUUUUAAACAAGCUUACAACAGUGUCUGCACCCUGUCCACCAGUCAGAACAUGUACCAGUAAAAGUACUGACCGAUGUGACUCUGACAACUAUGCUGGCUCCCCAAAUAAGUUUCCACAAGGUGUUCUGUCAGAUGAUGAGAAAUCCCAGACAAUGGUUCAGCAGUCUGUGGAGUCUCAAGGUCAACAGUCUCAGGAUUAUGAAGAUGAUGACAGUUCAGGGAGCUCUGGUUUGACUUAUGAGAUAGCAGAUAUUGUCAUUGGCAACCCUGUGAUUAUGCAGAACCUCCUGCAGUCUCUGAGCCACUGUACAAGCAACAAGCUGGCUUUCAUGUUCACCAAUACCUCUGACUGCCUUGCCAGCUUUCAGAAGAACUGUGACCAGGUGGAGCCUGUGACAGUGGGGGACCUUGUGUUCACUGUGUUAAAGAACCUCAAGGACAAUUGUAGUGACCGCAAUCUUAUGGUUGACAAUUUGUUUAGGUUCUUUGCAGGACACCCACCUGUCUUCAACCAAGUGACUCUCACACGUCUUUCAGAGCCUCUACUUUAUUUCACUUUACGGCUCUUGAGUUCAUCAUCAACAUUAAAGAAGUUCAUUGAAAUAGGUGGCAUCAAUGUUAUCAGUAAUAACUUAGUUCGCUGCAACCAACAGAUGAUCUCAACCUCUCCUAGUAUUAUCUCAACACUCAUGCAGAAUUUCAACUCAGGGCAUACAGACUCACUGGACAAAAGCAAAGGCUUUGAGAUGGACAAUACUGAAGGAUUGCAGAGUUUUGCUCAGCUGGGCACAAUUACAUGCAGUAGCCCAACUGCUAGUCCUGCAGAUGGAUUAAUUCAGAAUGUAGCCAACAGAAGAGCCAGAUCAGCCACUUGGUCGUAUCAUUUUUACUCAGAGGAACCAUCAGUUGAGCUGACAAUACAUCUACCAUUUGCUGUUCUCUUAAAAUAUGUCUACAUACGACCACAUGGAGCAGCAAUAGCUACUUGCCCAUCCCAUGUUAGCCUGGAGUUGUCUCAUGAUGGCAACAUUGUGUCACCAGCCUCUCCCCCGCUCAUGUCAUCCAGUCUCACACUGAUACGUCUCCAGCUCCAAAAGCCAGAGGUGGUCACUUCUGUAACACUCAUCCUUCACCGACCUUGGGACUCCAUGACCAUUGGGCUUCAGAAGAUUUCCCUUUGGGGACUGACAACUUUUGCUGAAACCACAGAAAAUCUUUUCUCUUUUCUUAGUGAGGAUGGCUUUUCAAGAUCUAGCCUGGGUUGGAUGCGCAUUCUCCAUCAUUGUUUGGUGAACUCAGCUGAAGACAUGCAGACCAACGUAGCACACCUUGCAGCCAGCACACCCAGCCUCCUUGCCACCUGCACAUCUCUGUUAGUUCACCCAUUCAUAGGAAUCCAUGCUAUGAAAAUAGAGACCAUUUUGAUAAAACUGGGUCUUUGUAACAGUGAGAUUGGUUUGGCCUUGUUUGACCACAUCCUCAGGCAGCCUUCCAGGGAUAGUGAACAAGCUUCACCUCACAGUUACCUUGGUAAAGUCCAUGGAGCAGCCAGUCCUUACACUGUAGAGAUUCUGUAUAGAUUGGGUACAGUUCAAGAUGAAAAAACUUGCUGCAGGGUUAAAGCAUUGUUAAAGUGGCUAGAGGACUGUUCCAAAGCAUCAUUAACACGGGUAAACAUUUACAGUGGCCCUUCUGGAUCAGGCACAUCAUUUGGUCAACGAAUGGGCAACAUGUCCUAUGAUAUGUUGACCUCCCCAUCACCUGAGCAUGUUCAGUGUGUGGCUGCCAUUUUAUGGCAUAGUGUGGAGUGUCCUGUCAAUUAUGAACUCACAGAACUAAUAACCGAGUCUUUCAUCAGAUCAAUGUAUAAUUGGUCAAGAAAUCUACCAGAGUGCAAUCUCAGGAAAGCUGUAAAUAAUGUGCUGUGUUCUGCUUGCCACAUCUCUUCCACUGGUUUCAAGUGUAUACAAGAAUGGAUUGGUAUUGUGGCUGCAGAUGGAUCCAACAUCAUUGCUCCAUCCACUGAAGAGAUUGUUGCAGUGGAAAGCAAUGAUAGCAGAAUGACUGAUGACUCUAAAGAGGCCACUAGAAGACCUGCUGCGCCAGGGGCGUCUUACAGUACUGUUGGUAUGACUGAUGACUCAAAAGAGGCUUGUCGCUUGGAGAGUCUGAAUAUUAUGAAUUUGGAUGAUAAUAAACUGAUGUUGUUAGCCUCUGUGUGCAAAUCACCUAUGGCUACUAGACAGUUGAUGAGUAGUGGUCUCCCAGCCAUGCUUGCUCAGGCUGUAUGUGAAUUCUGCAACCAACAGAUGCUCUUGUUGGACACUGCUGCAGCAGGAAAUCUCAUGGAUUCUGAAGUUUGUACUGGGUCAAGAGAUUUCUUGGAUGCUGGUAUUCUAGAGUCACCUAUUUCAGCAUCUUUGAUUUCUUCCAUUUUGAAAUUCUUCACGGAAAUCAGCACUGAGACAGAAUUGAAGGACUGGCUGGGUCACUCUGAAGGCAAAGCAUUCUGGUCACUUCUUCUGUCUUUGUUGUGUGGAAAUCAGUAUCAGCAUUCAGUCAUUUUAUCUUCAUCUAGUCAAGACAGGAAUGGGUUACUUACAGCUGAAGAGAGAUCUGAGCUAGAGAACAGAACCAUUCAUUUGUUCUCAGCUGUGAUUUCUUUUCACCCUGAAAAUCAACUUUUGUUUGCUAAAGUUCUCUGUGAUAUCAUUAAGGAUCAAGGAACUAGUAAAACAGAAUUACUGAGUGCAAUGCCUCUCUCUGGGUUCAUGAGAAGAUUAUUGCUGCAAGUUUUACUUGAGGAUGAAAAAAUUGCAGUGUCCAUUCGAAACUCCAGUAGCAGUGUUAAUACAGAGGAUGCUAUGCCUCAAACGAAUGACACCAAAAACAGCUUUCCAUUAGGCAGUUGCAGUGGACAAAUAGUUCAUCCUCGUUAUGGGAGUGGCCGCAGUUGUCAGUAUUUCACAAUCAAUCUGAAUAGCAAAUGUGCUGAUGUCAUUGCCAAAGUUGUAGAUACCUUACCUCUAGCCACCUACUUGCCUGAGAUGAAAGAUGAAAGGAGAGUAAGAGGUGAUGAGCGUGGUAUCACCAAAAAACAUAUACUGGGUGAGAUUGAUGUGGAAGUUAUGGAGUUUUUCAGCCAGUCUGCUGCCAUCACUAAAGAAAAGAGAGACAAAAGCCCAGUUCCUAAAGGUGCACUCCCACCCAGACCACCCACCAGAAGAGGAAGACAUGGAAAUGGUCCUGAAACUUUCUUAGAGCAUGUUGGUAACUUGAGACUACCACAAGCUCUCCACAGAGCAAGACUCAGGCAUAUAGCACUGCCAGGUAAAGAUUUGCCACAUAUGUUGACGCUGUCCCAGCUUUUACAAACUUUGUCAGAGUAUGCCUUACUGCCCUCAGAUCUGGCCCUGCAGUUUGUUAUUCAUAUUGUUAGAAGAACUUCAAAAGAAACGAUGGAAGAGUUGACAUCAGAUGAAGCUUUGAUGAUGUCACCAUGUUUCCCAUCUGCUCUCAAGGUAUUUGCUAAUGUUGGUGGCCUGGCUCUGCUAGCACAACACUUGCCUCUGCUGUUUCCCGAGAUCACUAGACAGAGCAGCAAUGUAGAGGUGGUGACUGACAACAACAAUGUUGCUGAAAUAGGUCAUGACUGGGUGACUGUGGAGUCAUCUGAUGAGCUCUAUGAUCCUUAUCUGGAGCCCAUUACACCACCCCACACAUCCAAACCUAGCAAGCACUCCGGGGUUGGCUCUGCACCCUCUAUUCCUCCGCACUCCCUAAUUGCUUUUGGUUUGUUCUUGAGGCUCCCUGGCUAUGCUGAAGUGCUUCUGAGAGAGAGGAGAGUGGCUCAAAUGUUACUUAGGCUGGUUCUUGGUGUCACAGAUGAUGGAGACGGAAAUCAGAUCUUGAGUUCAAAUAUUGCCAGCUCCUUGCCUACAAUGCCUUUCUUAAUACUGCAAUCACUGUUUGACUCAUCACCCCUGACUACAGAUGAUGGGGUUUUGUUGCGUCGUAUGGCACUUGAUAUAGGAGUUAUUCACCUUGUCCUGGCCUGCCUGGCUACCCUAAGCCAUCACAAACCAAGAUCUCCACUUACAAGUUUUCAACAUGAGACACAGUUGAUUCUCUCAGCCAUGCAGUCCUCCUCAGCCAUGGCAUCACUUAGUCAACCAGAGGAGAAAACUCAGCAGCACUACUGGGCUAAAGGGACAGGGUUUGGUACAGGUUCUACUACCUCUAGCUGGGAUGCUGAACAGGCCUUGUUACGGCAGAAGGGAGAGGAGGAGCAUGUAGCUUGUCUACUCCAGGUGUUGGCAAGUUACAUGAACCCUAAUAAUAGCUUGACCAUGAAACUGACACCUUCAUUGCAUCAAGACUCAGACUCACCACUAACACUGGCCCCUGCAGAAGAAGAAAGCCACCAGAAUCUCAUCCCAGAAUCCUUAGCAGAGCUUUUGUCUCAGUCCUGCCUGGUUCCAGCUCUUUCCUCUUACUUGCGCAACGACUCAGUCCUAGACAUGGCGCGACAUGUGCCUCUGUACAGAUCUCUCCUGCAGCUGCUGAGGGGCAUGACAGUAAACCCUAGCCUGGUUCCCAUUUUGCUGCCCAUGGAGGAAGAUGGUCAGAAAAAUGGUGGUGGUACUGGUGAAACUCAUGCCUCUAUAGAAGUGUUGCUGGAGAAAAUGAAAGGGUGUGUGGACACAUACGCCAGUAGGUUGAAAUCUAACAAAGGUAAAUCAGGCAACAAAAUGGAGGAUGAAGAAAGUGAAGGUUUGGCCCUACUCAUACCAGAUAUACAGGAAACAGCACUUUUGGUGGCCUUAGCUACACACAAAUUGAAAGAAAAUUCUGCCAAAUCAGAAAGUGCCAACAUUGAAGAGAAAGAAUUCCAGAUAGUCAAGCCACAGAGAACUCUGGAAGACAGAUACAUUUCUGUGAUGAAAGCACUUCAGUUUGACACCUUUGAGAUGGUGACAGAAGAAGGGAAAACACUCAAGUUCAAUGUGCCACACCACUAUGAGACUAAUGUCAAAUCUAUGGGCAAUGUGACAAACAUAGCCAGAACCAGGCGAUUGGCCCAAGAGGCAGUAACACUGUCCACAUCACUUCCUUUGGCUUUUAGCUCCAGUGUGUUUGUAAGGUGUGAUGAAGACAGGCUUGAUGUAAUGAAGGUACUCAUCACUGGUCCAUCAGACACUCCUUAUGCCAAUGGAUGUUUUGAAUUUGAUGUGUUCUUUCCCCAAGACUAUCCAAACACUCCCCCAUUCAUCAACAUGGAAACAACAGGAAAUCAUUCAGUGCGAUUCAAUCCCAAUCUGUACAAUGACGGCAAGGUUUGUCUAAGUGUAUUAAAUACAUGGCAUGGUAGGCCAGAAGAGAAAUGGAAUGCACAAACUUCCAGUUUUCUACAAGUUUUGGUCUCUAUUCAGUCUCUUAUCCUGGUCAGUGAACCUUACUUCAAUGAACCUGGCUAUGAGAGGUCUAGAGGUACCCCAUCAGGAGCUGCUAGCUCACAUGAGUAUGAUGCCAACAUAAGACAAGCCACAGUCAAAUGGGCUAUGUUGGAGCAGCUGAAGAAUCCCUCUCUAUGUUUUAAAGAGAUCAUCCAUGCACAUUUUUGGCUGAAGCGUCAUGAGAUUCUUUCUCAGUGUGAAAAAUGGAUAACAGAAAUGGAAGGUUAUAGCAAUGAUAAACGCACUGGAAGAUCAAUAGCACAGAGCACAUUGGCACUUAAACGUCACUACAAUCAGUUAAGGGAAGAACUGUCAAAGUUGAAACCACCUGCAGAUCUACAACUUGAAGAAGAAUCUGAAGCAACUAAAAUUGACCCAGAAGCCAAACAGUAUGCUACCAACACCUCGGACCAAACGGAAGCUUCAGCUUCAAUCUUGGGUCCGCUGGCUCCUGAAGAUAUUAAUUAUGCACUGACAAAUUCUCAUGACAUUUACAUGGACCCAUUCUCUCUCUUCUCAGCCAUUGGUGUGCAACACGAUCAGCUGCAACAAAUGCCAGCCUCAGAUGACAGCAUGACCCCAUCAGCUGACCAAGAUUGUUGACACACAAACAGUUUUCCAUAGAGUCAUUAUGGUCCAGUCCUUACAGACCCAGUGUGUAUGGUUUGUGCAAACUACCUACACUCUGAAAUGUCUAGCUGUCAUUCUAAUUUUUGACUCAAAAGUGACAGUACCCUAACGCAACCUUCACUAUGUCCAUGGCGUCAAUUGGGCAGGAAUACAGAUCUUUGCUGUACUCGUUAGAGAAUAAAUUACAUAUUCAUUGCAUUUAUGCUUGGGAAAAGAAAUGUAAUGCUUUCCAAGUGAAAAAAACAAAAUAAUGUGAAUUAUGAACACCGUGUUAAUUAGAUAGAACAUGACUCAUUUUGUCAUUGUAAAAUAUUUGACUAUAAAUAAAUAGCUACUUGUUAUUUUUAGAGAUCACUUUCUCUACAAUAAUAACAUGAUCCCUGAUGGUGUUUCAUUGUCUUGCCCGAGGCAUGGAGUGUUUGCAUUUCAACUUGUAUUGAUAUUUCAAGUGUAUCUUUUGUGUGGUUGAUGACUAGCUGUCACUGGAGUUGGUGGAUGGUGGAUCAUGUUAGCUCUCCUUUCUUUAUUUUGUCAAUAUGUUGCUUCUUUCAUUUGUAGUUUUGUUUGAAUAGGAGGAAAAAAACAACAGAAAUGAGUAUUAUAAUGUCCAAGUUUAAAAAAAAAAAAAAAGAAAUGUACUUUUCAUUUUUUUUAAACUUUAUAAUUUCAUAUUAGCCGUGACAAUGUGAUCAUUAUUAAUAUAGUGAUUGAUAUUACGAUUGAGAAAUGUUAAUACUGAUAUGCAUUAAAUAGUAACCUUUCAGUUGAUUGUUCCCCCCCUCCCCCCCCCCCCCC
This is a messenger RNA of Biomphalaria glabrata, 15772 nucleotides long. Its product is annotated as baculoviral IAP repeat-containing protein 6-like. Gene Ontology annotation, cellular component: nucleus. The record is from RefSeq and is a predicted model, not a curated record. Bases 149 to 14950 code for a protein of 4933 amino acids. The transcript has 67 exons. Gene Ontology annotation, molecular function: ubiquitin conjugating enzyme activity; cysteine-type endopeptidase inhibitor activity. Gene Ontology annotation, biological process: regulation of cytokinesis; negative regulation of apoptotic process; apoptotic process. Lineage: Eukaryota; Metazoa; Mollusca; Gastropoda; Planorbidae.